CGGGCGGGCCCCGGAAUUGUCAUUUCUUUGUUUCCGAAGGCGGAGGAGGCUCUGAGCCCCCCCCCCCCUCCCCGUCCCACCCCCUCCCCCCGGGUGCUGGCUCCAUGUCUGUGUGACCGGCCCCAGGGGUAGAGUCCAGGCCCGACGCGGGGCGGGCCGGCGGCGGCGGCGGCGGCGGCGGCUGAGGUGAGAGACGGCGGCGGAGGCGGCGCGGGCACCCGGCCCCCCAGCGGGAGGAUGAAGCGGCGGAACGCCGACUGCAGUAAGCUCCGCCGCCCCCUAAAGCGGAAUCGGAUCACCGAGGGCAUCUACGGCAGUACAUUUUUGUACCUGAAGUUCCUGGUAGUGUGGGCACUUGUCCUCCUGGCCGAUUUUGUCCUGGAGUUCAGAUUUGAAUACCUGUGGCCAUUUUGGCUUUUCAUCAGGAGCGUCUAUGAUUCCUUCAGAUACCAGGGGCUGGCCUUCUCAGUAUUUUUUGUUUGUGUAGCAUUCACGUCAAAUAUAAUAUGUCUGCUGUUCAUCCCCAUACAAUGGCUUUUUUUUGCUGCUAGCACCUAUGUGUGGGUUCAGUACGUAUGGCACACAGAAAGGGGAGUGUGUUUGCCCACGGUGUCCCUCUGGAUACUCUUUGUUUAUAUUGAAGCAGCGAUUAGAUUUAAAGAUCUCAAAAAUUUUCAUGUAGACCUUUGUCGUCCCUUUGCUGCUCACUGCAUUGGGUACCCUGUGGUGACUUUGGGCUUUGGCUUCAAAAGUUACGUAAGCUACAAAAUGCGGUUAAGGAAGCAAAAGGAAGUGCAGAAAGAGAACGAAUUUUACAUGCAGCUUCUUCAACAAGCCCUCCCUCCGGAGCAACAGAUGCUCCAGAAGCAAGAAAAAGAAGCCGAGGAAGCAGCCAAAGGAUUGCCUGAUAUGGAUUCCUCGAUCCUUAUACACCACAACGGAGGUAUUCCAGCCAACAAAAAACUCUCCACAACUUUGCCAGAGAUAGAAUACCGAGAAAAAGGGAAAGAAAAGGACAAGGAUGCCAAAAAACACAAUCUUGGAAUAAAUAACAACAAUAUUCUACAACCUGUAGACUCGAAAAUACAAGAAAUUGAGUAUAUGGAAAACCAUAUCAAUAGUAAAAGAUUAAAUAAUGAUCUUGUGGGAAGUACAGAAAAUCUCUUGAAAGAGGACUCAUGCACUGCUUCCUCAAAAAAUUACAAAAAUGCCAGUGGAGUUGCGAACUCCUCACCUCGCAGUCAUAGCGCCACAAAUGGGAGCAUUCCUUCCUCAUCUAGUAAAAACGAGAAGAAGCAAAAAUGCACUAGCAAGAGCCCAAGUGCUCACAAGGACUUAAUGGAAAACUGUAUUCCUAAUAACCAGCUAAGCAAGCCAGACGCACUGGUGAGGCUGGAACAAGAUAUUAAAAAGUUAAAGGCUGAUCUGCAGGCCAGCAGACAAGUGGAACAGGAGCUCCGCAGCCAGAUCAGCUCCCUCUCCAGCACCGAGCGAGGGAUCCGCUCAGAGAUGGGCCAGCUCCGGCAGGAGAACGAGCUGCUGCAGAACAAAUUACAUAAUGCUGUGCAAAUGAAGCAAAAAGACAAGCAGAAUAUCAGCCAGCUGGAGAAAAAGCUAAAAGCUGAGCAGGAAGCCCGAAGUUUUGUAGAAAAGCAGUUAAUGGAGGAGAAAAAAAGGAAGAAGUUAGAAGAAGCCACUGCUGCCCGGGCUGUUGCAUUUGCUGCUGCAUCAAGGGGGGAGUGCACCGAAACCUUACGGAAUCGGAUCAGAGAAUUAGAAGCAGAGGGCAAGAAGCUCACGAUGGACAUGAAGGUGAAAGAAGACCAGAUCAGAGAACUAGAACUGAAAGUUCAGGAGCUUCGGAAGUAUAAGGAAAAUGAGAAGGACACUGAGGUGUUAAUGUCAGCCCUCUCGGCCAUGCAAGACAAAACACAGCACCUGGAGAACAGUCUGAGCGCAGAGACGAGAAUCAAGCUGGACCUGUUUUCUGCACUGGGGGACGCAAAGCGACAGCUCGAGAUCGCCCAAGGACAAAUUCUUCAGAAAGACCAGGAAAUCAAGGACCUUAAACAGAAGAUAGCCGAAGUCAUGGCCGUCAUGCCCAGCAUAACGUACAGCGCCACGACCAGCCCCCUGAGCCCCGUUUCCCCCCACUACUCUUCCAAAUUUGUGGAGACCAGCCCCUCCGGACUUGAUCCCAAUGCCUCUGUUUACCAGCCCCUGAAGAAAUGAAGGCCAGCUGUGGCUUUUGCCCAGCCAUUUGGUUACCAGAAGGCAUCACAAAGGAGCGUCUCUGGCAGUCAAGAUAAAAAAAAAAAAAAAAAAAAAAAAAAAAAAAAAAAAAAAAGUUUAUAUUGUAUUUUGUGGGACUGUAUAUGUUGUCAUUUUUAAAAAGGGGGGAAAGAUAACAUCCAAGUCUGAUUAGAACUGCCCAUCAGUUUUUCUUGUAAAUUUUUAGAAGACCUCACAGAACUUUGCAGUUUAUUUUUCUCGGCCAACACAUUAAAACCAUUCUUGGAUUUCAA
Molecule: messenger RNA, 2525 nt
Organism: Lynx canadensis (Canada lynx)
Lineage: Eukaryota; Metazoa; Chordata; Mammalia; Carnivora; Felidae
Gene: MACO1
Product: macoilin 1
Exons: 11
Coding region: 238-2232 (664 amino acids)
Biological process (GO): neuronal signal transduction
Cellular component (GO): rough endoplasmic reticulum membrane
Source: RefSeq, a predicted model, not a curated record